Molecule: messenger RNA, 1903 nt
Organism: Sesamum indicum (sesame)
Lineage: Eukaryota; Viridiplantae; Streptophyta; Magnoliopsida; Lamiales; Pedaliaceae
Source: RefSeq, a predicted model, not a curated record
GCAAAUUAAAGUAUAUGCAACGACCAUAACUAUUUUUGCAAUUUAUAGAUAUUAAUGGGGUCGUAUGCAAUUAUGAAGGUUUUGAUGAUGUUUGAAUGCUUGAUAGGUUUUCUUCUCUUUGGGUUCGUUUCAGUUCCGGUUCAUGCAAAGAUCCAUACACACAAAUUUGUUGUGGUGGACACUCCAUACACAAGGCUGUGCAGUAGUAAGAGCAUAUUGACAGUAAAUGGACAAUUUCCAGGACCAACUAUAUGUGUCACUCAAGGAGACACCAUUUUCAUAGAUGUCAUUAACAGAGCCAGAGAAAACAUAACUAUUCAUUGGCACGGAGUGAAACAACCAAGAUAUCCGUGGUCGGACGGUCCCGAAUGGAUAACUCAGUGCCCGAUUCAGCCCGGAUCGAGGUUUAACCAAAAAGUCGUGCUUUCAAAUGAGAUCGGAACUUUGUGGUGGCACGCGCAUAGUGACUGGUCUAGAGCCACCGUGCAUGGUGCAAUCGUUGUCUACCCUAAGAAGAAAAACGACUAUCCUUUCCUUAAACCUCACGCGGAAAUCCCAAUUAUAUUAGGGGAGUGGUGGAAGAGUGAUAUACAGGCAGUGCUAAAUGAAUUUUUGCAGAAUGGAGGUGACCCAAAUGUUUCUGAUGCUUACCUUAUAAAUGGUCAGCCUGGUGAUCUGUAUCCAUGCUCAGCACAAGAUACAUUCAAAAUGACCGUAGACUAUGGCAAGACUUACCUACUCAGAAUGGUGAAUGCAGCCAUGAAUACCAUUUUGUUCUUCAGAAUUGCAAACCAUAGCAUCACUGUCGUCGGUACCGACGGCGCCUACACCAAACCUUUGAAGACCGACUACAUUACUAUCUCUCCCGGACAAACCAUCGACUUCUUGUUCGAAGCCAAUCAGCCCCCAAGUCACUAUUACAUGGCCGCGGCCGCUUAUGCUAGUGCAGGACCCUAUGACAACACAACCACCACCGCUAUAGUUCAAUAUAGCGGAAACUACACACCUCCGUCGUCCCCGUUGCUCCCUUCUCUCCCUGAGUUCAACGACACACUCGCGUCGACCAAUUUCACCACACAACUCAGAAGCUUAUCAAACAAAGAUUACCCGAUAGAUGUCCCAUUGAACGUGACCAACAAGUUUUUCUUCACCAUUUCACUCAAUUUAAGCCCGUGCGUUAAUAAUUCAUGUGCCGGACCCUUUAAUGAGCGAUUCUUAGGCAGUUUGAACAACGUGUCAUUUGAUUUCCCAAGGAUCGACAUUCUUCAAGCUUAUUAUGAGCGGAUUAAAGGGGUUUAUGGGACGGAUUUUCCCAGUAAUCCGCCUCUGAAGUUCAAUUACACAGCAAGUAUAAUUCCCAGGGAUCUCUGGGUCCCCGUGAACGGCACCGAAGUGAAGGUGCUUGAAUAUAAUUCCACGGUGGAGCUUGUUUUCCAAGGUACUAAUAUUGUUGCAGGGAUCGAUCAUCCGAUGCACUUACAUGGGUAUAGUUUUUAUGUCGUCGGCUCCGGAUUUGGAAACUUCGACAGAGAUAGGGAUCCUUUGAGUUAUAACCUUGUCGACCCUCCAUUGCAAAACACAAUCGCAGUUCCUAGAAAUGGCUGGACAGCGAUUAGAUUCAAGGCCAGUAAUCCAGGAGUUUGGUUGUUGCACUGCCAUUUAGCCCGUCACUAUAGCUGGGGAAUGCUGAUGGCGUUCAUCGUUAAAGAUGGCAACACCCCUAAUGCUAAAAUGCUGCCUCCACCUCCAGACCUGCCCCCCUGCUAAACGUCGUCGUCGUUUUUUCACUUGUUAUUUGUUAGAUGUUAAUUGUUCUUCUCAGGGGCAAUGUAAUAGACAGUUUGUUGGUGUUUGAAAUUUAUAUUAUUGCAUUCCAAUAAAUUAAUGAAUUAUUUUAGCUAUA